AUGACUUUUCCUGUAUAUGUUAGCGAAGCUGAAGCUAAAGUAAGUUAUUAUUUUUUAAAAAUUUUUUUUGCUUUUAAAAUUAAUUUCAACCCGCGUAAGUUUAUCUUUGAUCUAAAAUCUAAAAAAAACCUUUUUUAUACCUAAAACUUUUGUUUUUAAACCUUAAGCUUGCUUCUUUGAACCUGAUUUUAUAUCUAAAAUAUUAUUUUCAAGCUCAAAAUGAAUUUCGAAGCCUAAAAUUUCAUUUUCAAGUUUGAAAACUUACUUUUAUACCUAAAUUUAGGCCUAAACAUACGUUUUCUAAGCCUAAAACCAGUUUCUUUACCUAAAACUUAAUCCAAAACGUAAAUUUACUAUUUCGAUCAAAAAAUUCAUGGUACUCUAUAUAAAAACAUUAAAAAGUAAAAUAUGUAUUAUAAACUUACUUUAGAGACUGAAAAAAGUACAGGCAGAAGCAGUCAGACGCCAGAGGACAACGGCAGAAAUUGGCAAGAUGAAGGAGUUAUUGUACGAAUUGAAGCCAGAGUUAAAGUUGAUGGGAAAGAAGAUGGACCAAGUUGAAGUUUUAAACAGAUUUCUCGAACUUUACGAUGAACUUGAUCACCAACUUCUCAUGGCUGAGCGUCGUAAGUUUUUCUUUAUUUUUUGAGGCGAAGGGGUUGGUCAAGCCUUUUUCAUUUUAUGUUAAGGUAUAAUAAAAAUUUUAAACAAAUCUUUAUCUUAAAACAAGGUUCGUAUUUCCAUUUUUUUCAGGAAAAACCGAGCUCGAGAUCCUGAUGAGCAAUAACAUAGAAGAAGAAGAGGUCAUGAGAACACCUUUGUCCCGCAAGAGGAAGGUCGAUCAAUUUGAGCUGUCAGAACAUGCCGCCUUUUCUACUACGACUUACAGGGCAAAGAAGCAAAAGAUGAGUGGUUUUAGCAUUGAUUCACUGUUAUCAUAA
Molecule: messenger RNA, 941 nt
Organism: Bursaphelenchus okinawaensis
Lineage: Eukaryota; Metazoa; Nematoda; Chromadorea; Rhabditida; Aphelenchoididae
Source: the annotation of a GenBank genome assembly